This is a messenger RNA of Trichobilharzia regenti, 5391 nucleotides long. NCBI's taxonomy places the organism in Eukaryota, Metazoa, Platyhelminthes, Trematoda, Strigeidida, Schistosomatidae. The record is from the annotation of a GenBank genome assembly.
AUGAGUUCCGCUGCCGAUGUGACUAAGCCUACCACUUUCAGUGCAAUUUUCAAGCAUGUUUCACCACCUACGGCAGUAGACAAUUGCCUGUAUUGUCAUCUUUUACAUCCCAAGUUCAAAAACCUCGUUGUGACACGUGGUGGACAUAUCGAAAUAUAUAAUGUAAAAACGAGCAAAACAGGAGAGAUUCGCUUUAACUGGGUCUAUGGGACCUCUGUCUAUGAAAAUAUCGCGGACAUUGUAGCUGUACGAUUUACAGGUGACCUCCUUGACUCCCUGCUCUUGAGUUUUCCAGAAGCUAAGGUUGCCGUUAUGAACUUCAACCCUGUCACCUACGAGCUAAGGACUGUAUCUCUUCACAACUAUGAAUUUGAAAACCUCAAGUCUGGUCGGAUUCACUUCACGAAGUUACCUAUUUUAAGAUUGGAUCCCCAUCAACGAUGUGCAGUUAUGCUGGUAUAUGAUCGCCAUUUAGCUGUUUUACCGUUUCGACGUACAGAAGUUUUCAUUCCCGCAGAAACAGAACCAAAACUUAUUGGUGCAAGAAAUUCAAUUUUGUGGCAACAAAGAGCAACAGCACCAUUGCUAGCCACCUUCACAACUUGUUUAAGUACAUCGACCGGAGAGAAAAUAAACAAUGUCAUUGAUAUGCAGUUUCUUCAUGGAUUUUAUGAGCCAACAUUACUGGUUUUAUAUGAAACUAUUGGUACAUGGGCGGGACGAGUUUCAGCUAGGAGAGAUACCUGUUGCAUUGUUGCACUGUCAUUUAAUCUUCAAAAACGUACCAAUCCAGUUAUAUGGUUUCAGGAAUCUUUACCAUAUGAUUGUAAUUCCGUACUUUCCAUACCUCAACCAAUAGGUGGAGUCCUCAUCAUGGCAACGAAUUCCAUUAUGUAUUUAAAACAGACUCUUCCAUCAUGUGGACUACCACUUAAUUGUUACGCACAAAUAUCAACCAAUUUUCCAAUGCGUCAGGAUGUUCCAUCCUGUGGUCCACUAACUAUUGAUGGUUGUCGUGUAGUUAGAAUGAAUGAAACACAAUUUUUAAUUGGAACACGAUCUGGCAAUCUGUACCUACUAUCACUUUGGUUAGAGGAAGCUACUCAAACUGUUACAAGUUUGUUAUUUCAUGAAGUUGGUCAAGCCGUACCACCUCAUUGUAUGGCUUUACUAGAAUCGGACUACCUAUUUAUUGGUUCACGGUUUUGUGAUUCAAUUUUAAUGAAAAUUAAUUAUUCUUUAUUAUGUGUUGAUGUAAAAGGGAACAAAGUUGAUAUUAACAAUACAGAUGGAGGUAUUGUUACAACUAAGGACAGUAUCACUGAAGAAAAUAAAGACGACGAGGCUCCUCCUCCUCCAAAUAAAUGUCCUCGUGUAGAAGAAGAAAAUAAGGAGAAAGAAGAUGAAAGUAAAGAGAAUUCAACUACUAAUACCAUCGAGGAAACUUUGACGGAAGAUAAUGGUGCUGUAGCAAUAAAGAAUUAUUACAAAUUCGAUGAAGUCGAUGUUGAACUCUAUGGUGAAAGUAUUCUUAAUCCACCAUCGUUGUAUCGAGAAAUUGUUAACUACAGUUUUCAAGCAGUAGAUCGACUUAUCAAUCUUGGACCAAUGGGGCAAAUAACAUGUGGUGAAGUUCCAUGUUUAGCUCCUGGUAAUACUGAUCCUACAGAUGAAGCACUUACGCAUGCACAAUCAGAACUGCAUCAUGUUGAAUUAAUGGCAUGUAUAACGCGUUCAUUCGGUAUUACAACGGAGAAAAAUCCAUUAUCUAGUGGUGGUAUUGCACUUUUACAUACAAGUGUAAGACCGCGUGGUCUAACUGCUUUUGAACUGCCUGAGUAUAUGAGUUUAUGGUCCCUUUAUGGCCCACCUAUACUUUCUCCUGUUCAUUCUGCGCCAGUUGAAACUGACCCUACUGUAUGCACUGAUUCUUUGCCUAAGAAACAAAAAGCACCAAAGCUUGAUAAAGAAGAGAAAAAACUGGAUGAAAAAGAAAAGAUUGAUGAAGACAAAGUAGAACCACCAGUGGAAACUGAUGAAAAUCUUGAGAGACUUCCAGAAGUCGCUGAAUUUAUUGCAGAAAUGGCAAAAGGAGAAACUUUAAAAAUGUCUGAAGGGGCAGAAAAUCCACCUGAUGUAGAUGGAAAUAAAACUAUAAAUGGUGUCGCUGCAGAGCCUGGUUCACCUGAUGGUUUGGAACAUAGUUAUCUUCUGCUAACAAGAGACGACUCUACAAUGAUUCUGGAAGUUAGCCAUGAAAUUGUUGAACUCGAAGUUAGUGGAUUCAAUACUACAGAGAUGACAGUUGGUGCAUUCAAUUUGGGUUUUGAAUAUAUCAAACAGGCUAAACAGGAAGUGGAUAAAGUCGGUGGUGAUGAGAAUAACGCCAUAUUGUCACCAACACAUGCAACACCAACUAAGCUCUCUGUGCAAGAUGAGGCUAAAUCUCUGAAAGACUAUGUUGUAGGGAUCGACUAUCCCUAUAUAUUACAGGUUUCACCAACAUCUUUACGCUUACUUGAUGGUCCAAAACUCAUCGAAUACAUUCAAGUAACAUUAGAAUGGCGUGUACAUUUAGCAAGUUGUGCAGAUCCUUAUGUCUUGUUAUGCACAGAAGAUGAUGAAUUAUUUUUAGUACAGUUGAAAAAUCCCAAUGAAAUUAAUAAAUCUGGUCCAAAUAAAAAGGCGAAUAAUAAGGUUAUUACAGCUACACUUGUUGAUGAAUAUGGGGAUCAACCAGCUAAAUCAGUGUCUACAGUUCAUUUAGAAGUUCUAAGACCAAAAGUUAGACAGGUAUCUGCACCGCUUUGCUUUAGUCUUUAUCAUGAUCGUGCUGGACAUUUAGCUCGAUGGCUUUGGGCAUGUAAAGGUCUACCCGCUGAUAAUUCAUUUUUCAAUUUACAUACUACAACUACUUCACUGGAUCAAUCAUUUAGUGGUUUAACAAAUGCAUCAUUGCAUGAAUCUGGAUUGACUACACCAAAUUAUGAUUCAACAGACAAACGUGAGCAUGUAAUCAGCAUAACUGACGAAGAAAAUAUUCUACUUUAUGGGGAACCAAUUGAAUUGUGUAAAAGAGAAGACGGUUCAACAGUUAAUACUAGCAAUACAUCGAAACCACGACGUUCUACUGUAUCUUUUUCAUCUUUGAACAACAGCAUUAUGGAAACCGGUGAUAUUGUUGAUGGCGUCGGAUCUGAGCCUCCAUCGAAAUACUUCGCUUUUAUUGUAUAUACCAAUGGUGUACUUGAAAUUUAUAGUCUACCAGAAUUUACAUUACUCUAUGAGGUUCAUCAUUUUACUGGUCUUCCACAAAUGUUAAUCGAUCAUAGAGGUGUGAGUAGUGACCAACUUCAAUCGCAAUAUCCAAAUCCACAAAGUGUACCAUACGGAGAAGACGAUAGUAUACCGCCGCCUGUUUUGGAAAUUCUUGUAUUCCCUAUUGGUAUUGAUAAAGACAGACCAGUGUUGAUGGUUCGAACCAGUCAAGAAAUAGCAUUUUUUGAAGCAAUAUGCCCUUCAAUAAAUGAAGCCUAUCCUCUUAUUUCUGGAUCAUUUUAUGAAGGCAGAUUACGCUGGAGACGCUUACCUCUAGCUUGUCCGCUUAUUGCACCACGUCGUAUUCGAACUGAUCCCAAGAUAAUGGAUGUUCAGUCAACGCUAUUAACGCGGAGUCAUAUGUUAAGAAGUUUCGAAAAUAUCGGUGAUCAUCGUGGUGUAUUUGUGUGCGGUGGGAAUCCUAUGUGGCUGUUUGCUACAGACUCUGGACAAAUUCGUGUAUUUCCACAUUCUAUUGAUGGACUGAUGGGUAGUUUUGCACCGUUGAAUGCAAGUAUCUGUCAUUCAGGCUUUGUCUAUUUCACAUUCUCUAAUGAAAUGCGUUUAGCAACUUUACCACCUGGUUAUUCAUUCACUGAACAUUUGGGCUUGAAAUGGAUUACUCUUGAUCCAGUACCAUAUUAUGUACAAUAUCAUAUAGAGAGUAAAACAUAUGCUGUGGUUGGUAUUCAAUCGAAACCCUGUCAAUCUGUAUUUCGAUUAAAUGCUGAGGGUAUUAAAGAAGAAGACGUAUUAGUUCGUCCAAAGACAUGUAUUCUACCAACCUUGGAUUACUAUUCUUUGCAAAUGUAUGCACCAAGUUUAGAGGGUAAACAGUCAUCCUGGCAAUUAGUUCCAAAUACACAUAUUGAAUUCGAACCAUGGGAGGUGAUCACCUGUCUGAUAACAGCACAAUUAGCAUCUGAAGAAACAUUUCAUGGGACUAAAGAUUAUUUGGCAUUAGGUGCAAAUUUAUCCUACGGUGAAGAAAUACCUGUGCGUGGACGUAUUCUGAUACUGGAUGUAAUUGAUGUAGUCCCAGAGCCUGGUAAACCACUCACCCGUCAUAAACUAAAAGUAAUACAUGAUGGUGAACAAAAGGGACCAGUUACUGCGUUAACUAGUUGUCAAGGCCACUUGAUCAGUGCAAUUGGACAGAAGAUUUACAUUUGGUCAUUGAAGAAUGCUGAUCUUGUUGGUGUGGCUUUUGUUGACUCAGAGUUAUACAUACAUAAUUUAUUAUGUGUAAAAAAUUUAAUCUUAGCAGCAGAUGUAUUAAAAUCUGUUCAGUUGUUAAGAUUUCAAUCAGAUCUACGCGUUCUAUCUGUUGUUAGUCGAGACAGUAUCGCAAGAGAAGUAUAUACCUCCAACUUUUUUGUAGACGGUCGACGAUUAGGCUUUAUGGUGUCUGAUGAACUUGGAAAUGUAGCUAUCUACGCUUAUGAUCCAUUAGAUCCUACAAGUCGUUGUGGAAGACGUCUUGUUCGUUGUGCAGAUGUACGUUUACCAUCACGUGCAACAUGUUCACUUCGUGUAGCAAAUCGUUUAAGACAUGCACUUCUGUCUGUGAAACCUUCAUCGUCAUCAUCAUCAUCAACAACAACAACAACAGUAACUGGAUCUUCUACGAUUAAUCCAACCACUAGUUCUGACACUGUGAAACAAUCACAACAACAGUCAACAGCUGAUUCACAAAUAACAAACAAUCUAAAUCCUGGCGUUGAUCCUGAAAAAUUUAGACAGUCAAUUUAUUUUGGCACUCAAAAUGGUUCUAUUUAUCGUAUCGGUCCUAUUCGUGAUAAAAUGUAUAGCCGUUUACGCAUAACUGAGAAGAAUUUAAUUCAUCAUCUUGGACCAGUAUGCGGUAUGGCGCCAAAAUCUUGUUGGUCAUAUCAUCGUCCUCAGCCAGAAUUAGCAAAUCCAUGUGGAAAAGUUGCAGACGGUGAUUUGAUUUGGCGAUAUCUCACGCUACCUCAUUGUCAGCGUUUAGAGAUAGCUAAAAAAUCUGGUCAAAGCUUGGAAAGUAUUAUGGAUGAUAUUGCUGAAGUCUUAUCAACUACACUGCAUUUUUGA